Messenger RNA from Rhopalosiphum maidis (corn leaf aphid), 3387 nucleotides. RefSeq names its product WD repeat-containing protein on Y chromosome (gene WDY). Gene Ontology annotation, molecular function: protein binding. The transcript is spliced from 5 exons. The coding region runs from base 1 to 3333 and encodes 1110 amino acids. The record is from RefSeq and is a predicted model, not a curated record. NCBI's taxonomy places the organism in Eukaryota, Metazoa, Arthropoda, Insecta, Hemiptera, Aphididae.
AUGAAUAAAUCCGGCCAGGGAAAACAUACGUUCAACUGGUGCUUAAAACAUAGUCAAACAGUCGCGGAUAUUAGUGAUGACGAAAGCGAUGAAAACAUAGAAGAUAUUAAAGGAAAGAAAAUAUAUUUAAAUAAUUUGAUGAAACAAGUAAACGAGACGGUGUUGACUGAUAUUCGGCAAAGCUUUCUGAAAUAUGUUAAGGGGAAUAUAAAAGAAAACCAAUUGCGUGAUAUUUUGAAACCAUACAAUAUAGUUUUGUCGGAUAAAAAUUUCCACGCAUUUUUUUCUAAAAUAGAUGUUAAAAAAAAAGGCACCGUCAAUUUUUUACUAUUCGUUACUUAUUUAGCGGAAGAAUUUGAAAUAAAGCGUAAAUAUAAUGAAUUUGUAUCAAACGCUGAAACUGAAUUAUCAAAAUUCAUCCCCAAAUUACUACCGAACAAAUUGAUCGAAUACGGAGAAGAAGGCAUAAUUCGAUACGUAGAUAUAACGUUCUUACCGAACAAAAUAAAACAAUCUCAAAAAGAACCCGACGAACCUGAAUACAUAGCAGCCAGUCAAUCGGGGAAAAUUGUUCGUUAUACAUCAGACAUGCAAUGGAAAGCUACAUACCAAGUCGUUUCGGACGUGCCGCCGACCAGGGCCAGAGGUUUGGUGGCGAUGCCGGAGUUUAGCGUCAUUUGCCUGUCGCUCAUGGGCGGCGAACUGAUGUUCUACGACAUGUCUUCCGGCCAGUUCAAGCUGUGUUUCGAAGUCAAUCUGGGGUAUUGCGUGUUGAGCACUUGUCUCAUACACGUGUACGCGUUCAACAUACGCCAGAAGACCGGCUCGUCGAAAAUCGCGAUCGGCGACGAGGACGGCACCGUGUUCGUGCUCGAGUUCUUAUCGUCCGACGAAUGGAACCCGUUCAAGGACAAGUCGGGCAAAGCCAACGAGACAAAGCCGAUGUACAUCGAAUCUCUGGUGAAACAGACGUCGGCCGAGCCGCCCACCACUAAGCCGUCCGCCAAGUGUCCGCCGUUGAUCCGCGCGUACCUCUACGAACAGCUGCACAACGCGCCCGUCGAACAGAUCGCGUUUUACAACGCCGGCAGCUCGUUCGCGUCCGUGUCGCAGUCGCAUCGCCAGUCGAUGGCCCAAUAUCACUUUCAACCCAAACGAAACGAAGGCCCCGUUUACACGGCCAACGUCGAGGGGUUCACCUGCUUGUGCGCGGUCCACGACACGCACCUGGCCGCCGGCAGCCUGGACCGGUCCAUCAGGGUGUGGGACAUCAAGGCCGACCGCGCGUCGGGCCCCGUGGACUGCACCACGCUGACGGGCCACGACUGGGGCGUGAUGCGCGUCUCGUACAAUCCGGCCAACGGGUACCUGUACUCCGUGUCCACGGAGUGCAUAGUCAAGGUGUGGGACCUGCGCCGGGCCACGUGCCUGUUGACGUUCGACGGGCUGACGGUGGCCGCGGCACCGGAAAGAAAACAAUUUUGGCCGUUCGUCGUGAUGCACUUCAACUGGCGCAACCAGGCCAUCGUAUGCGUGGCCAACGAUUACAAGUCGUUCAUGGUGGUCGAGUGUACCAAACCGACGGUCGCCGACCGCGAGCUGUCGGGGCUACAAGACGACAAGUCGCACGCAACGCCCGUCGUCAAGACCUUGUACAACGCGCUGUUCCGGGUGUUGAUAUCCACGUCCGCCGAGGACUCGUCCAUAUCCGUGUGGAACAUGCGCACCGGCGACGUGAUCAUCAAAUGGUCCAUGGCGCACACCGAGGAGGUGUACUGCGAGAUCCUGCCGGUCGAGAUCACCGCUGCCAACUUCGACCCGUCUGGCGGUCUGCUCGUCACCGCCGCGGUGAACGGCAGCGUUCACAUGUGGGACCCCAACACCGGUGUGUGCUUGAACCGACUGCGGAUCCCGUCCGGCGGCCGGAUAUCGGAAGUCUUCUGGCUGCCCAAUAAGAUAUUGGUGACCGGUUUUGAUCAUCGGGUGACUGAAUUCAACGACCCACUGUUACUGUCCAAAGGAAAAGUGUGGCUGUCCAACCACGACGAGCCGGUGUUGAGCGCGUGCGUCAAGCUACCGUCGUUAUUCGUGACCACGACGCAGGCGGGCGUGAUGGGUUUCUGGCGGCUAGAGACGGGACAGCUGACCAAAAAAUACAAGGCCCGUAUGAGGCCGGACACCCGGAAGAAUAAGAACUCGAACUUGUCGUCGGCGAGCAAGAGCCAGAUGACAUCAACGAUGGUGAGCAAGAGCCAGAUAAGUUCCUUGUCGCUCGUUGGCAGCCGUAUAAUAGGGGACAAUGGUGACACAGAAACCAGGGAGGAGAAACUUAAGAGGUUGGAUAUCAAACACACGCCCCGUGAGCAUUACGCGGCAGUUGCCACACACUUCCUGCGGGCCCGGCCGGAAGACUCGAACGUCGGAACCCUACUCGUGGCCACACGUAAUGGCGUGGUACAGAUAUGGUGCACGUACAAAGUUCCAAAGUACAUAAGCCAGUUCGUGGCCAUACAUAUCGCGGAUGAUUAUGUCACGUCGAUGGCUUCGGACCCAAAGAGCGAAUACUUGAUCACGAGCUUUGAAAGCGGCUACAUCAAGACAUGGUUGGUAACCAACUUUGGACAGCCGAGACACACGAUCUACGACGUGAACAUGCCAUCGCUUAGGUCACGUUUUCCGUUCCUGAUAAUUGUAUUCUUCAUGGGUCGAGCCGAGCGUGCCGCCUCGAAGAACAUGGCUGGCCCACUGUUGGUCAGUACGUACAGGGCACACUCGCAACGCAUUAAUCACAUCGAUUUCAUCGAAAAACUGGAGCUAAUAAUUAGUAGCAGUGUAGACAAGAUGAUUCGCAUCUGGACGUUGGCCGGUCAUUACGUAGGAACUUUGGGAAUGACAUGGCCGGACCUACCAAAAGUCCGCCCGAUUAAUGUUACACAAUUUAAGAUACCUCUGGAUAUCCGACGGCAAGCGUCAUUCACAACAAUUCAAAUUUUGAAGGACGGCGUUAAUGCAAGUUUACGAUCACCAGCAGUAUGGGACAAACUAGAAUUGUUGAGACAACAACGUGUUACACGAGAUAAAAAAGGCAAGAGGAAACUACACAACAAAAAAUGCCCGGAUCUACCUCUACACGACACACAUAUAGAAUUUUUAAGAACCAAAACUACAUCGAUCACACGUCCAGUAGUAAUAAAGAUAGACGAAUCAAAGCCUAGAAUAAAGAUUCAUAAGCAUAUUCCUUUGUACGAUCUUGAUACUAUCCCUGUAAUACAAAAGUUGGAGAAAACAAAAGAGGAAUCCACUCGUAGAACAAAAUUAAUUGUUUUCAAAUAAUAAUUAAUACAUUUAAUUUUUUUAUAUAUAUAAUAAAUGUAUAUAUUAUGUACA